Molecule: messenger RNA, 1133 nt
Organism: Coturnix japonica (Japanese quail)
Lineage: Eukaryota; Metazoa; Chordata; Aves; Galliformes; Phasianidae
Source: RefSeq, a predicted model, not a curated record
AUGACCCAAUUCCCGUCUCCCCCCAUAGGAAUCCCGCAGCCGCCGCCGUCCCCGCCGCCCACCUCCCGCUGCUGUAACUGCUGCGCUGCCCCCUCCGGCCCGGACGGCUCGUCCCGGCCGAACCCAUCUCGGAACCGGGACCCUCCGAGCCGCAGCCCGUCCCCGCAGCGCUACGGCCGGGCCGCCGACAGCAGCCGAGAGGACGGUACCGAACCGACACCGGCCGUGGCCGAAGCUCUGGGCUCCAUGUUGGCUUCGUGUCGGAUCCGUUCCCCGUCUCCGGACUCCGCCAUCGAUCGUUCCUUUAUCGCCACCGGGUUGGCGGCUCAAACGUUGGAGAAGUUCUUAAAGCAACGACCGGGUCGGGACCGGAAUCACGAGACCGAAACCGACACCGAGACCGAGCCCAAAAGCGGAGCGAUGUGUCACGUGGAGAGCGCGGGGAGAGCGGUGAGCGAAUGGCAGCCCCGGAACCGAACCGGGUCAAUGACGGGGCUGCGGUGCCGGGGGUCCGGCUGGCACACGGUGCGGGGAUGCUGCGCCGCCGUCGAGGUGCUGAGCGGAACCGGCUGCUGGGAACGACGAGGAGAAACAGAACCCGGCGGGGUCCAAACGGGACCGAACCGAGGGACAGCGGGGCAGGGGAACCACGCGUGGAUGGAGCGGCACCGGAACCGGCACCGGGAUGGAAACGAGACCUGCGGGUGCUGCGGGGCGGCGGGGAGCGGGGGAGCAGCCAGGAACGUGGAGCGCCCCCCGUCCCCGCCGUGUCUCACCGCCCCGGAUCCGCUCCCCACCCGCCCUCGUAGCUGCGACUGCAGCGCCCCCCGGCGGCACCGCCACGAACUGCGCCGCGAGCUCCGCGUCACCUCCAGGAGCUGCCACGGGCCGGUGGAGAUGGGGGGGGGUCCCAACCGACCCCCCCCGGAUCGAUGCCCCCAUCAUCAUCAUUAUCACCACCAUCAUCAGCCCCCCCCCCAGCAGAGCCGCAGAGCCCCCCCCCGGCCGUGCCAGCCGCUGAACGCCGUGCAGUUCGUCACUAAGAGCUUCGAGCUCAGGGCGCACAGAGACGCGGCCAAAGCGGAGAGAGACGGGGGGAGGGUCGGGAGCCCCCCCGGGGGGGAGGGGGGAAG